AUGGCGGGCUACGACGACAAUGAAACCAACCUAGUGGAGGACGAGUACGACGACCUUGAUGAUUUCAUCGUCGGAAGCGACGAUGAGGGCGACAAUGUGGCCAUGGAGGACGAGGAGGAGCUGCCGGAGGCUGAGGAGGUAGAAGUGGAAGAAGAGUAUGAGGAGGAAGAGGAAGAAGAGCUGCCUGCUGGCACGCAGGAAAUCCUUUCCUUCAGGGAGCAAUUGAAGGCCAAAUUAAGGAAACAACAUCAGUCUAAAGGCGCCGACUACGGGAACCCUAGCUGCUCGUCGUCCGAUCAACCGUCGGUCAGGUCCAGAUUUGGAACCUUCUUUGGGCCGUCCACGCCAGUACUUGCUCCCCGGCUUAUGGAGGCGGGGUGCUCAUCGAUAAUGCAGGAGAACCAGAACCUGCCGUCCAGAAAACAUGCCGCUCCGUCGUCGGCUUCGAAGACACAGCCAAAUGCGAGCGCCCAUGAGCAGAAACCCAAGAUCGUACCUCAGGUGAAACGUAAGGUUGACACGCUUCGUGAGAACAGGGACUACUCGAACUUGUUCUCGGACGAUGCCGAUACACCUCCCCCAACAGAGGAACGUGCAGAAAAUAAGCCUGUCAUGGCCCCAAAAUCUCACGUCGAAGCUCAUCGGAUGAAACCAAUGCAAUCUGCCGCGACAAACAAGAAGGUGCCCACAAACCAUCCUGCCAGACCAUCAAAAGACCAUGGAUCCAUCCAGAGCCGCGUGCAAAACAAGGUGGUCUCUCAGGUGAAGAAGGAGCCACUGCCAAACGGGAGGAAACCGAUUGCUGCUGCCAGGAACGGAUCCAGACCGCCCAACGGCACCACCAAAGCUCGUCCAGAGUUGCAGCCAUCCUCAAAUGGCCAAAACCCGCAGCGCUCGAUGCAGAGCAAGAGCCCGCAGACGUUGCCUUCUGCCCAGCGGCAGCAGCAGCGGCCACCGAAACCGCAGGGUCAGAGGCAGCAGAACUGCACCCCUCCUUCGCCGCAAGUUCGAAGGGUGAAUUCUAAUGUGCAGGGCCAGCAGCCUGCGCACAAGGGUUCUGCUCUGCCUCGGGACAGAACAAAAUUAGGGCAGAAGCAGCUGGCUCCUUCCUCCAAACCAAAGCCAUCUCCAAUAAGUGCUGUUUACAGUGAUCCUGCUAAGAAAAAGGGUGUAGUGAAGAGGAAACUCAGUGACGCUGAGAAAGUUCGUCAGAUGGUCAGAGAUGUGUUCAACUACGACCCGGGCAAGUAUGGCAAGGAUGUCGAUGAUGAUAGGGACAUGGAAGCAGGUUAUGCCAGCAUACAGAUGGAGGAGAGAAGAAGUGCAAAGAUUGCAAGAAAAGAGGAUGAAGAGGAAUAUCGCCGGAUUCAGGAAGAAGAGCAGCGCGAGCGGGCGAAGAAGAAGAAGAAGCAACUUACAGAAUCGUAG
Molecule: messenger RNA, 1428 nt
Organism: Triticum turgidum subsp. durum (durum wheat)
Lineage: Eukaryota; Viridiplantae; Streptophyta; Magnoliopsida; Poales; Poaceae
Source: the annotation of a GenBank genome assembly